AUGAAGAAGCUCAAGAAUUAUGCGAAAGCUUUCCUGCCGACAACCAUCUCCAUGGCUACUCAGCCGCCCGAGUCGCUCAAGACUGAUUGGCUCACGCUCCCGACGUCGGACCAGGUCUUCCAUCCGUCGAACCUCAACCCUCACUUGGUCAAGAUGGAGUAUGCUGUCCGCGGACUGCUGGUGCAGACAGCAGAGAAGCUCGAGGCACAGCUCCGCCGAGGCGAGCUCGAUGAUGCUCCGUUUGACAAGAUUGUGUACUGUAACAUCGGCAAUCCGCAGGCGCUCGACGACAUUGCGCUCACCUUUAUCCGGCAGGUCCUUGCUCUGGUCACCUACCCUGGACUCAUCGAUGCGGUCCGCGGAGGCCAGAUCUCGGAAGAGCUCUUCCCAUCGGAUACGGUUGCCCGGGCCGAGGACAUCCUUGCUUCUGUGCCUGGCGGCGUCGGCGCGUACUCGCAUUCGAUGGGCAUUCCCUACGUCCGGCAAAAGGUGGCGCAGUUUAUUGAGGAGCGCGACGGAUACCCGUCCGAUCCAGAGGCCAUCUUCAUCACCGACGGCGCGUCGCCGGGCAUCUCGACCGUCAUCCAGUCGCUCAUCCGCGGGCCGAACGACGGCAUCCUCCUUCCUGUCCCGCAGUAUCCGCUGUACUCGGCGACGGUGGCGGCGUGCGGCGGAACGCAGGUCGACUAUUACCUUGACGAGGCCAAUGGGUGGUCGCUUGACGUGGCUGAGCUCGACCGGGCGGUGACCGAAGCCAAGGCCAACGGCGUCGGCCCGCGGGCGCUCGCGGUCAUCAACCCGGGCAACCCGACCGGCCAGGUCAUGUCUGCGAACAACAUCGCGGACGUCAUUCAGUUCUGCGCCGACCACCACCUCAUUGUCCUUGCCGACGAGGUCUACCAGGAGAAUGUGUACGAUCCAGACAACAAGCCGUUUGUCUCGUUUAAGAAGGCGCUGAUGGACUCGGCGCCGGGCGUCCGCGACCGAGUCGAGCUUUUCUCCUUCCAUUCAGUUUCCAAGGGCAUGCUUGGCGAGUGCGGCCUCCGCGGCGGCUACAUGGAGGCGCACAACAUUCACCACGAUGGUAUGGCGCAGCUGUACAAGAACGUCUCGGUCUCGCUCUGCUCCAACACCAUCGGCCAGCUCACCGUCGGCCUCAUGGUCGACCCGCCCCAGCUCGGUGACCCGUCGUACCACCUCUACACCAAGCAGUACCGCAAGCAGUACAAGUCACUCAAGCGCCGCGCCCUCGCCCUCACCGACGCGCUCAACUCGAUGGAGGGCGUGAGCUGCAAGCCAGCGUCGGGCGCCAUGUACGCCUUCCCGCAGAUCACCCUCCCAGCCGCCGUUGCUGCCGCUGCUUCGGACCUCUACAUGUCGCCCGACACGUACUACUGCCUCGAGCUACUCAAGGGCACUGGCGUGUGCGUCGUCCCCGGCUCCGGCUUUGGUCAGGUCGACGGCACCUACCACUUCCGCACCACCUUCCUCCCGCCCGAGCACGAGCUUGCCAAGGUCGGCGAGACCGUCGCCAAGUGGCAUGCCGAGUUUAUGGACAAGCACCGUGGCUCGUGA
Thecamonas trahens ATCC 50062 is the source of this 1575-nucleotide messenger RNA. Its product is annotated as alanine aminotransferase 2. The coding region runs from base 1 to 1575 and encodes 524 amino acids. Gene Ontology annotation, biological process: biosynthetic process. NCBI's taxonomy places the organism in Eukaryota, Apusomonadida, Apusomonadidae. The record is from RefSeq and is a predicted model, not a curated record. The transcript is spliced from 2 exons. Gene Ontology annotation, molecular function: L-alanine:2-oxoglutarate transaminase activity; pyridoxal phosphate binding.